Molecule: messenger RNA, 820 nt
Organism: Pistacia vera
Lineage: Eukaryota; Viridiplantae; Streptophyta; Magnoliopsida; Sapindales; Anacardiaceae
Product: phosphoprotein ECPP44-like
Exons: 2
Coding region: 28-597 (189 amino acids)
Biological process (GO): response to water
Cellular component (GO): membrane
Source: RefSeq, a predicted model, not a curated record
AGUUCUAGUUGGAUUUUGCUUGGCAUUAUGGCUGAUCACGAUCGCCCUCAAGGAAAUGACGCAAAGGGUUGUGGAAUGUUGGAUUUUUUUAAGAAGAAAGAUGAGGAGAAAUCUCAAGACGAUGUGACCAUUGCAAACGCUGAUCAAGUCAAGGAAAAGGGUGAAAAGCCUGCUCCAACGGAAACGCUUCAACAAUCUCACAGCGACUCAAGCUCCUCAAGCGAAGAAGAUGACGAAAAUGGGGAGAAGAAAAAGAAGAAGAAGAAGCAGGGAUUGAAGGAAAAGAUCAAGGAGAAAAUCUCUGGUGAAAAGGAAGAAACUAUAGAGAACAAAGACUCUUCCAUUCCAGUAGAGAAAUAUGAUGAGAAAGCAAAUGCAGAAGCAACUCAUCCAGAUGACAAAAAAGGCUUUCUAGAGAAAAUCAAAGAAAAACUUCCUGGUCAGCACAAGAAAGCCGAAGAGGGCAUUGCUCCCGCAUGUUGUGCACAUGAGCAUUGUGCAGAAGGCAAUGAGAAGGAGAAGAAAGGAAUCUUCGAGCAGAUCAAAGAGAAGCUACCAGGCUCCCAUGCAAAUGAAGAGAAGCACAAGGAAUAUUAAAAUAAACUCCUUCAAGUUUAUCAUCAGUGUGUUGUUUGAUUGUUUCAUGGUCUUGUAUGAGUCUUGGUGUCUCUGUUCUGUAUGUUAUCUCUGUUAAGUGUUCAAGUCCUUCGUAACUUCUGCAUCAGUUGAAUGUUAUGCCUAUUUCCUCAUAAAAGCUGUUUUUACAAGUUCGUGAUGAACUAAUCAAGCACAGAUUAACUUCAAAAGAAAAAACUAAAAC